Molecule: messenger RNA, 464 nt
Organism: Staurois parvus
Lineage: Eukaryota; Metazoa; Chordata; Amphibia; Anura; Ranidae
Source: the annotation of a GenBank genome assembly
GACCGUGGGCACCGCGUCAUCUGGCAAGGCAGUGGGCUCCGAGUCAACUGGUAUGACCGCAGGCACUGGGUCAGACAUUGUAUGGUCUGGCUGGACAGUGGGCAUCGGGUCACCAGGGCAUCAGGUCAUUUGGCUCGACAGCGGGCACCGCGUCAUCUGGCAAGGCAGUGGGCUCCAAGUCAACUGGUAUGACCGCGGGCACUGGGUCAGACAUUGGAUCGUCUGACUGGACAGCGGGCACUGGGUCACCAGGCAUCAGGUCAUUUGGCUCGACAGCGGGCACCGCGUCAUCCGGCAAGGCAGUGGGCUCCGAGUCAACUGGUACGACAGUGAGCACCGGGGCAUCAGGUACCGGAUUGUCUGGCUCGACAGCGGGCAUAUCGGGUCACCAGGCAUCAGGUCAUUUGGCUUGUCAGCGGGCACCGCGUCAUCUGGCAAGGCAGUGGGCACCGGGUCACCAGAUA